Molecule: messenger RNA, 4445 nt
Organism: Scomber japonicus (chub mackerel)
Lineage: Eukaryota; Metazoa; Chordata; Actinopteri; Scombriformes; Scombridae
Gene: cept1b
Product: choline/ethanolamine phosphotransferase 1b
Exons: 10
Coding region: 290-1570 (426 amino acids)
Biological process (GO): phosphatidylethanolamine biosynthetic process
Cellular component (GO): Golgi apparatus; endoplasmic reticulum membrane
Molecular function (GO): ethanolaminephosphotransferase activity; diacylglycerol cholinephosphotransferase activity
Source: RefSeq, a predicted model, not a curated record
CAGACACGUCUCUCUCUCUCGCUGUCUCUCUCUCUCUUCUAUUUCUGAGCAUUAACAAGAAGAAGGGAGGAGAAACUCUACAAGCAGACACCCACAGAGAGGUCCUGUCCUGUCGGCUUGAAGCCCCCUCACUGCCUCCUUUUGGACUCCCCGCUGCUGUCGUCCUUUAAUCAGCAGGUACUGUCCAGCCUCAUCAAGCCCCACUGUGGAUCUUUAGCCCGUCAGGCAGGACAGUGGCAGAUCCAGAUCCAGAACCAUCGGGGACCAGACCAGCAGGCAGCAGGGCUCCAUGAGCACGACGGGGCAGCAGCAAGGGGGGGGCCUGCGUUCUCGCCGAGGCCUUGGCCGGGACAAGGACCCUGGGCAGGGCAUGGGCAUGGAGGCAGCCUGCUGGCUGGCCCCCGGAGUCCUGCGCAGGCUGAUCGAGCUGCCUUCACCCCCCCUGUCCCGACACCAGCUCAAGAGACUGGAGGAGCACAGGUACAGCAGUGCUGGACGCUCCCUGCUGGAGCCUCUGAUGCAGCGUUACUGGGAAUGGUUAGUGGGGCGAGUCCCCUCCUGGAUCGCCCCCAAUCUAAUCACCAUCAUAGGCCUGGCUACCAACGUCUUCACCACCCUUGUGCUCGUCUACUAUUGCCCAACUGCCACUGAACAGGCUCCUCUCUGGGCGUACCUGCUGUGUGCGGUGGGUCUGUUCGUCUACCAGUCAUUGGACGCCAUCGACGGGAAGCAGGCCAGAAGAACCAAUAGCAGCUCUCCUCUGGGCGAGCUGUUCGACCACGGCUGUGACUCCCUCUCCACCGUGUUUGUCGUGUUGGGAACCAGUAUAGCCGUGCAGAUGGGCACGAACCCGGACUGGAUGUUCUUCUGCUGCUUCGCUGGGAUGUUCAUGUUCUACUGUGCCCACUGGCAGACAUAUGUAUCCGGUACUCUGCGCUUUGGCAUCAUUGAUGUGACUGAGGUGCAAAUCUUCAUAAUAAUCAUGUAUUUGCUGGCCGCCGUGGGAGGAUCUGCUUUUUGGCAGUCACUGAUUCCGGUCCUAAAUAUCCAGAUGAAAAUGGUCCCUGCCAUCUGCACUUUUUUAGGAGCCAUCUUCUCCUGCACCAAUUACUUCAGAGUUAUUUUUACAGGAGGUGUGGGCAAAAACGGAUCCACAAUAGCAGGAACCAGCGUCCUCUCUCCAGUCUUACAUAUUGGUUCCGUCAUAAUUUUGGCAAUGAUGAUAUACAAAAAGUCUGCUGUCCAGCUCUUUGAGAAACACCCGUGUCUUUAUAUCCUGGCGUUUGGCUUCGUCUCGGCCAAAAUCACCAAUAAAUUAGUUGUAGCACAUAUGACAAAAAGUGAGAUGCAUCUCCACGAUUUAGCCUUCCUGGGACCAGGUCUACUGUUCCUGAAUCAGUAUUUCAAUAGUUUUAUUGAUGAGUACCUGGUACUGUGGAUUGCAUUGGUCAUUUCCUUCUUUGACUUGGUGCGUUACUGUGUCAGUGUUUGCAACCAGAUUGCCUGCCAUCUUCACAUUUUUGUUUUCAAAAUCAAGCCUUGUUCAGUGCUCAGUUCAGCUCCUCACUGAGGACACGCCGGCCAUUACUGACUCUGUCCCUUCCUGUUAGUCGCACUCAUCUUUUUCUUCACUCUUUUGUUUUUCCACGUAGAGAUGCAGGGGAUGACGUGGUGUAAAGUAUGUGCUUCUGCCAACUGAAUGUGAGGACAAAUAAUAUAUAUUAAGAUACUGGAGUAUUACUGUCAUUGUUUCUUUUUCACCAGUGCAGAAUUGAAUUUGUACCAGUUUCAUCCUCUGCCCCCCCUCCCUCCCCCCUCCUCCCUUCCCGCCCCACCCCAAAUAAUAAGAAACCUCCUUCCGACAAACUCGGAGCAAACAUUUCAGGAGAGUACAGGUGCUACUCGGUAUGUUCAAGGAGAGAAACUUAAAAAAAACUUCAGUGUGUUUUAACAGUUCAUGUGCAAAGAAAACAAUGUAUAGGAAAUGAAUCACACUCUUUUUUUCGCUUUUUUCUUGAUUAUAAUUUUUUGUAAUAUUUGCAUAACUUUACCUUUUUGCUAUUGUAAAUACCAAACUGUUACGGUGUCCGUGCUUCUCUUUUAAGUUAAAAAACAACAACAACAACAACAAAAAAAGAUGAUCCCGCUUUGACACAUUUAUAAAACUUCUUUCCUUUUUAUGUUUAAUGAUUUUAACUUCUAUCUCCUGCACGUUACACAAAACUGCAACUAUUUCACAUCAGCACAACGCGGUUUUGGAGGAAACUUAAAGCUGACUCUGGUACACUUUUUUUUGUUUUUUUGCAUAUCAGAAUGUACUUAUUGAACAAAACCUGCAAAAUAUUCACUGCCAGUGUUUUACAUGUAGCUUUUUUUCCAACUAUAACCACUUGGGUGUAAAGGUAUAUGAGGGUUUUUUUGGGGAGCUAUUCAAGUCAUGAGAGGGUUUUUGUGGUUUUUUUUUUAUGUCAUAUGUUACGUUAUAUGCUAUAUUCAUUAUGGAGUUAAUAGUUUGGUUCACGGUGUUAAGCUUUCUCUACACUCCACUCUCUUUUUUUAUUGUAAAUAGAAAAGGACACACACACACACACACACACCUUGCACGUCAGGUCGUCACUCUGCUUUCUAUCGCUUCUUGUCCCUUUUCUCCAUCUGCUACUAACCUGUGAUUUUGAUUUGGUUAUGUGGAUCAAGGGAAAACCAACAACACAUUAAUCAGAUUUAAGCUAACGUAAAUGACAUCGAUACAAUUUGAGCACAUUCUGAACGCUUUUAAUUAGCAGGUUUAAAAAAACAACCUGUGAUCAGCAACAUUAUCUAGUUACUGUAUCCAUAUACAGAUCACAUGUUAAUAACAGGUGGAGAUGAGGACAAAUGUGCUGGUGUUAUUUAAUGUUUUUAUUGUCAACAAAUCACGAAAGGACUAAAACCAACAUUGUUAGUGUGUUUCAGUAGUUUGUGAUUUCCAUACCCGUCUGUCCCACUCAGCCCUGAUCCUAUUGGUUUCUACUGAAGACAGAUAUCAUUAAAAAUGUCUCAGUAAUAGAUUCUUUAAAUUAAAAAAAAAAAAAAAACCUCAGUAAUAUAUUGUUUUCUUUUAAAAAAAGACUCAUUAAUUCCCUACAACAGCCGGGCACUUUAUUUUUUAACAAACAUUACUCAAAUGAGGAAAUUGUGCAAUUGUUGGGAUCUACUUUCAGCGGCGGAUUAAUCCACAUUUAGUAUUUAGUGAGUGUUUUUGGCAGCAUGAGUGUUUAUAGGAUGUAGAUGAACAAAGUAGCUUCACUGCACAGAAGAAUAAGAUACUGUAUAUUGGGGUUUUGGAUACACAGAAUGUAGUUUUCUUGUUAGUAUGAUCAGUUUAUUGUUGGUUUUUUCAUCUUUUCAUUGAAUUUGUUGACAAAAAAAACAUCAAAUAUCACCAGACCGACGCUGUAAAGUCAACGACGACCUGCUGCCACGUCUGUUAUUUAUGUGAACAUCACACUCCUUCCUGCGUUGCCGGUGGCUGCUGCUAUUUCUUCACUUCAAUCACUGUUUAAAAAAAAAAAGUCAUUCACAUUAUUAAAAUGGUUGGCGUUAUGUUUCCCCCAAAACAUAAAACCUGCUGACUUAGAACAGUUGCACGUGCACUGAAUGUGUAGGAAAUGAGGUCACAUGAUGAAAUCACACUUUUUGUUUUUUCGAGGUGGUUACUGAUGAGAAUCAGAUCAAACUUUGUCCCUGACAGUUAAUAAUAAUAAUAAUAAUAAAAAAAAGUUUGUUUAUUUGAAGUGGCUGCUGCUCGCUCUGCCUCCACAUCUACCAACAUCAUCCAAUACUGUUACAGCCUCUCAUGCUGAGUGGGUGUUUACUGUUGCUGCUUCUGAAGAAAACCUGUAGUGAUGGCCUGUAUUAAUGUGGAGAACAUGUCUGUCUUUAACAGAUUAGUUUCUUGCUUUUUGCAUAUUGUGCCUGUUUUAUUUAUAUUUCAUUGAGCAGAUACUGUAUCAUCCUCUGCAGUUUGUUUAAAAGAAAAAAAAAAUGUCCAAGAUGAUCUAUAAUGCCAAGUGUUGACUGUUGUGGGAGUCCUUCAUGUACAAUAACCUCUGAACAGUGUUUGUUUGACUUCACGGUGGUGUAGUCGUAAAGCCACAGGUACCUGAACGCUGUUGGUCAUUGAUUUGUAGAAGAAAAGCCUUCCACACAUACACACAAGUGUUAAAGGGUCACUUCACCCAAAUCACAAAAACAUCGGCCCUCUAAUGCCUUGUGAUAUCUUAAGAUGGGAUAUUAGAGAGUCAUUUUAAUUUUUAAAAAAAUUGAAAAAAAAAAGUUGUAAAUAAUGAAAAUAAAGUCUUAAUUUUGAGUAAAAAGUUAUAACAACAAUAAAAGUUGAAAAAAAACAAAAGUCAUGAGUACAGUCGUAAUUUUUAAAGAGAAAAGUUGUGAUGUUUUGAAAAUGA